UUGCCCUCUCUCUGAAGUGGGUCGUCUGGGAGCAAAGACGAGAUAUAAAAACUAAAGGGGUGGCGUCCCCGUCACUCUCUGCGGUGAACCGGCGACGUUCAGAUACCUCUGCGACUGCGAUCGAGUGUGUAAAACUCAGGGUUCUAGGAAUGGGAAUAUACUUCGUUGCUUAGUUUCACUUCAAUUUUCUGUAGAGAGCCGCGCUUCGAUUGGAAUUGUUCUGUUCUCAUCUUCAACGAUUUUGGGGCAAUUUUUUUUAGUUAAACCACAUCAUGGAGAAGGAUGGAACUGGUGCUGGUGUCAUUGACAUAGACAAGACCACGACGACAUUGGAACAGGAAAAACCUACUAGUGGUGGGCUCUAUGUUCCUGGCAAGGAUAGAGUGGUUUACGUGCCUCAGGAGAGAAAAUCGCGUUUAGGACUCGAUGCCCUUGCCAGCGCAAAACGGUCUCAACAUGAUGUGGGCUUCAAGGUGCCAAAAGAAAGAACCAUUUCCAUUGCAGCAUCUGCAGAGGAUGAAGAUAAGUCCGAGUCAUCUGUUUCUGAAGAAAGUGGGCAUGAUGGGAUUGUCAACAGACGCAGACACACUAAUAGGAGAUACCGUGAUACGACCAACGAAACAUCUCAUGCAGAAAGUUCUGUGACCGAAGAUCACUAUGGUGAUACCAACCGAACUCCUUUAACAGAGCACAAGGGUUCAGAUGUUCCUGCAUCGCCUUCUGGAUAUGACAGGGAGGAUCAUAGGAGUGAGAGGAGGCAUCGCAGGGAUGAUUCAAGAAGCGGUAGUGGAAGAGUGCGGCAUUGGGACUACUAUGAGAGUAGGGGAUCUUAUUCAGAAAGGGAUUCACAUAGUAGGUAUGACCGUGAGUAUGGCAAAAAGCGAAACAGAUAUGAAGGUUCCAGGAGAACGCCUGCAGGCAGGUCUGACUGGGACGAUGGCCGAUGGGAAUGGGGAGACACUCCACGAAGGGACAGUGUCUCUAGUUCUAGACGUCAUCAACCUUCACCAUCCCCAAUGUUUGUAGGUGCCUCACCUGAUGCACGAUUAGUUUCGCCAUGGUUGGGAGGCCACACUCCUCAUUCAUCCUUUACUUCAUCUUCUCCUUGGGACCAUGUUUCUCCGUCUCCUGUCCCAAUACGUGCUUCUGGAUCUUCGACCAAAUCUUCUGUCUCUAGACAUAAUGGAAGGUCACAUCAACUUAGUUUUUCAUCUGAAACUUCAAAUAGAUAUGAGGAUGAAGUGGCUGAUAAGUCUGACUUGGGUGAAGAACACAAGUAUGAGAUUACCGAAAGCAUGCGUUUAGAGAUGGAAUAUGAUGCUGACCGAGCAUGGUAUGAUAGAGAGGAAGGUAGCACAUUUGAUGGCGAUAACUCAUCACUUUUUCUUGGAGACGAAGCUUCCUUUCAGAAAAAAGAGGCUGAGUUGGCCAAAAGACUGGUCCGAAGAGAUGGGACCAAGAUGUCCCUUGCUCAGAGCAAGAAGUUGUCUCAGCUCACAGCUGAUAAUGCUCAAUGGGAGGAUCGGCAACUGCUGAGAUCAGGAGCUGUUAGAGGUACCGAGGUUCAGACUGAAUUUGACGAUGAGGAAGAACACAAAGUUAUUCUUCUUGUUCAUGAUACAAAGCCUCCUUUCCUUGAUGGCAGAGUUGUUUUUACUAAACAGGCAGAGCCAAUUAUGCCAUUAAAAGAUCCAACAUCUGACAUGGCUAUAAUAUCUCGCAAAGGAUCUACUCUUGUUAGAGAAAUCCAUGAGAAGCAGAGUAUGAACAAGUCUCGCCAACGCUUUUGGGAACUUGCAGGCUCAAAACUUGGUGAUAUCUUGGGUGUUGAAAAAACAGCAGAGCAGAUUGAUGCAGACACUGCUGAAGUGGGUGAAGAUGGUGAAAUUGAUUUUAAGGAGGAAGCUAAGUUUUCACAGCAUAUGAAGAAGGGAGAAGCCGUGAGUGACUUUGCUAAGUCAAAAACCCUUGCAGAGCAAAGGCAAUAUCUGCCUAUUUUUUCAGUGAGAGAAGAGUUAUUACAGGUGGUUCGUGAAAAUCAGGUGGUGGUGGUGGUUGGAGAAACCGGUUCAGGAAAGACAACACAAUUGACACAGUAUCUGCAUGAGGAUGGCUAUACUAUAGGUGGUAUAGUAGGCUGCACCCAACCAAGGCGUGUGGCAGCUAUGAGUGUUGCCAAGAGAGUUAGUGAAGAGAUGGAUACAGAGUUGGGUGAUAAAGUUGGCUAUGCUAUACGUUUUGAGGAUGUGACUGGGCCAAAGACCAUUAUAAAGUACAUGACUGAUGGGGUACUUCUACGUGAAACACUCAAAGACUCUGAUCUAGACAAGUAUCGGGUUAUUGUCAUGGAUGAAGCCCAUGAAAGAUCUUUAAGCACAGAUGUUCUUUUUGGAAUAUUGAAGAAAGUUGUAGCCCAACGUCGUGAUUUCAAACUGAUCGUCACAUCAGCAACUCUGAAUGCCCAGAAAUUUUCAAAUUUCUUUGGAAGUGUACCAAUUUUUCAUAUUCCCGGGCGAACAUUUCCUGUGAAUAUAUUAUGGAGUAAAACUCCAGUUGAAGAUUAUGUUGAAGGUGCAGUGAAGCAGACUAUGACUAUUCACAUAACCAGUCCUCCUGGUGACAUCCUUAUCUUCAUGACUGGCCAAGAUGAGAUUGAGGCAGCUUGCUAUGCCCUUGCUGAAAGAAUGGAGCAGAUGGUGUCAUCUUCCAAGAAAGCUGUCCCUAAACUCUUGAUUCUUCCCAUAUACUCUCAGCUUCCUGCUGACUUGCAAGCUAAGAUAUUCCAGAAAGCUGAAGAUGGAGCCCGUAAAUGCAUUGUGGCCACUAAUAUUGCCGAGACAUCAUUAACUGUUGAUGGUAUCUUCUAUGUCAUUGACUCUGGCUAUGGUAAAAUGAAGGUGUAUAACCCUAGGAUGGGCAUGGAUGCUCUCCAAGUCUUCCCUGUUAGUCGUGCUGCUGCUGACCAGCGUGCCGGUCGAGCUGGUAGAACUGGUCCUGGUACGUGCUAUCGGUUGUAUACUGAGAGUGCUUACCUAAAUGAAAUGUUGCCCAGUCCUGUUCCAGAGAUUCAGAGGACUAACCUUGGCAAUGUGGUUUUGUUGCUGAAAUCUCUUAAAGUUGAAAAUUUACUUGAUUUUGAUUUCAUGGAUCCACCUCCACAGGAUAAUAUUCUCAAUUCGAUGUACCAGUUGUGGGUGUUGGGUGCCCUUAACAAUGUGGGGGGGUUAACUGAUCUUGGGUGGAAAAUGGUUGAAUUUCCACUGGACCCUCCGCUGGCCAAGAUGCUUUUGAUGGGUGAACAAUUAGGGUGUCUUGAGGAGGUUUUGACAAUUGUUUCCAUGCUGUCAGUGCCAUCUGUUUUCUUUAGACCCAAGGACCGGGCGGAAGAGAGUGACGCUGCACGGGAAAGAUUUUUUGUGCCAGAGUCCGACCAUUUAACCUUGUACAACGUUUAUCAGCAAUGGAAACAACAUGAUUACAGAGGUGAUUGGUGCAAUGAUCAUUUUUUGCAUGUUAAAGGCCUAAGAAAGGCCAGAGAGGUUAGAUCCCAGCUGCUUGAUAUUCUCAAGACUUUAAAGAUCCCCUUAACCUCAUGUUGGCCGGAUACUGACAUUGUCAGGAAAGCAAUUUGUUCUGCAUACUUCCACAAUUCAGCAAGAUUAAAGGGUGUGGGGGAGUAUGUUAACUGCAGGAAUGGGAUGCCAUGUCAUCUUCAUCCCAGUAGUGCUCUCUAUGGUAUGGGUUGCACUCCUGAGUAUGUAGUUUAUCAUGAGUUAAUCCUGACCACAAAGGAGUACAUGCAGUGUGCAACAGCGGUGGAGCCCCAGUGGCUGGCUGAGCUGGGACCCAUGUUUUUCUCUGUUAAAGAUUCUGAUACAUCAUUACUGGAGCAUAAGAAGAGACAAAAACAAGAGAAAACAGCCAUGGAGGAGGAGAUGGAGAACUUGAAGAAGGUGCAAGCAGAGGUUGAGAAAGAAAGGAAACAGAAGGAGAAGGAAAAGAUGGCUAAGCAUCAGCAGCAAAUCUCCAUGCCAGGUUUAAGGAAGGGUUCUUCCACAUUCUUGAGGCCAAAGAAGUUUGGUUUGUAAAUUAUGUUGAUAAUACAGAGAAAUAUCAGCAGACUGUGAAAGAGAAGGCUGCAUUCUGAUUGUAAUGAGAUGUAAGAAAUAUUGGCAGACUAAGAAAGAGACGGCCGCAGAUUCCUUGGAUGGCGGCAGGACUGCCAGAACACACUAUUUACAUUAUGGAAAACAUUAUUCGAAAGACCUGAUAAACCUUUGCGAUUUUGGUGCUGGACUGCCAGAACACACUGUAUUUACAUUAUGGAAAACAAUAUUCGAAAGACCUGAUAUAUUAGUUUUGGUAAUAGCACUGAGCUCUUGGAAUAUUGUCGAUUGCUCUGCAAGUUUCUAGGGUUCAUAACUGCACAAAGCAGAAACUGUCCACAUGAAACAACUGGUUAUGUAUUCCUAUGGUGUGUGACCAUGUCUAGUAUUUACAACCUCAUCUUCCCACUUAUCAUUGUAAUUUAGUCAUUGUAAGCUCUUCAACUCCUAAGCAUCACGUUUUCCAUACACAAUGAGGUUUGAGUUUUAACUUCUAGACAUUAAGGAGGGGGGAGUGACUCUUUGUUUUUGCGAUUUUCAAGGCAGAAUUUGAACAAAUAAUACUAUUUUUGCCUUGCCUUUGUUUGUGUUUUUCUCAAUGUUAGGAAAAAGAAAGGGAGGUGAUUGGCUCAA
Glycine soja is the source of this 4739-nucleotide messenger RNA. Its product is annotated as pre-mRNA-splicing factor ATP-dependent RNA helicase DEAH7-like. Lineage: Eukaryota; Viridiplantae; Streptophyta; Magnoliopsida; Fabales; Fabaceae. Gene Ontology annotation, molecular function: ATP binding; RNA binding. The coding region runs from base 273 to 4088 and encodes 1271 amino acids. The transcript is spliced from 19 exons. Gene Ontology annotation, cellular component: spliceosomal complex; intracellular anatomical structure. The record is from RefSeq and is a predicted model, not a curated record. Gene Ontology annotation, biological process: mRNA splicing, via spliceosome.